Messenger RNA from Abrus precatorius (Indian licorice), 1363 nucleotides. Its product is annotated as adenine phosphoribosyltransferase 1-like. Gene Ontology annotation, cellular component: cytosol; cytoplasm. Gene Ontology annotation, molecular function: adenine phosphoribosyltransferase activity. The transcript is spliced from 7 exons. Gene Ontology annotation, biological process: adenine salvage. Bases 134 to 889 code for a protein of 251 amino acids. Lineage: Eukaryota; Viridiplantae; Streptophyta; Magnoliopsida; Fabales; Fabaceae. The record is from RefSeq and is a predicted model, not a curated record.
AGAAUUUAAGAGCUGUCUGUCUCUCCAAUUGCAACUUGCAAGCAACAGAUCCUUUUUAUUUCUCUAUGUUUUAAUUUAAUUUAAUUUUAAUUUUAAUUUUUGAGGAUGUGUGAGAAAAAGUGAGGAGAAGAGAAUGCAAUCAAGUAGGCUUGUGUGUUCCUCCAAUUCCUUGUUUGCUUCAGCCGUCACUGCUACUCUUCCCUCUCUCUCUCCGGCGCGUCUUAGAUUUCCUCCGUUGAUCGCUAAUUUAAAGUCGUCGUCUUCGAUCCGCUUUCAAACUCGUUCACCUCUUCGCGCCACUGCUUCGCCUAGUGACUCCACGCACGUUUCUGAAAUGGCUUCCAAUAAUGCUCAAGAUCAAGACCCACGCUUAGCCAGAAUCUCCUCUGCAAUUCGAGUCAUCCCUGACUUUCCUAAAUCAGGUAUCAUGUUUCAAGACAUAACCACGCUGCUUCUUGAUACGAAGGCUUUCAAAGACACCAUUGACUUGUUUGUUGAGAGGUACAGAGAUCAAAACAUUUCUGUGGUCGCAGGCAUUGAAGCAAGAGGCUUUAUAUUUGGCCCACCCAUUGCAUUAGCUAUUGGAGCAAAAUUUGUGCCCAUGAGGAAACCCAAUAAAUUGCCAGGGGAGGUUAUCUCAGAAGAGUAUUCUUUAGAGUAUGGAACGGACAAAAUGGAGAUGCAUGUAGGGGCUGUACAACCUGGAGAACGAGCCUUAGUCAUAGAUGAUCUUAUUGCCACUGGAGGAACAUUAUGUGCUGCAAUUAAGCUACUAGAACGUGUUGGGGUGGAUGUUGUGGAGUGCGCUUGUGUGAUUGAGUUACCGGAGUUAAAGGGGCGGGAAAGGCUGGGAGACAAGUCGCUAUUCGUCUUAGUUAAUGGAGCCUGAUCUUUGUCCUUGUUAUUGUUAUAGUUAUUGACAAUUUGAGCCGGCACUUGUUAGGAGCUAAUUGGUGACUGCUUACAUUUCCUCUAAGAUAUAAUUUGAUGGGAUUUGCUGCUGAAAGCUCGGGUGUUUGUGCGCUCAAGUCUGCUUAAUUAUUAUUAUUGUUAUUUUCUUUUCAAUUUCUGUGUUUUCCCUUUGAUUUAAAGUCGUAAUUUAUAUUAUUUGAUAUAGUAAAGCACCAAUAGAGAGCCCACACGGAUCUCUGUGUAACAUUACCCUAUUUUGGUACUAAGGUUUCGAGGAGUUAUGACUAUAAUAAAGGACUUGUUUGCCAUUUGGCAACCGAAGAGCCUAUGUUUAAGUUACUGAAAUGACAUGUAAUGAGCACAAUCACAUGUAAGGUAAGUUGGGGUUUCAACCUUUGCUAUUAGGUCGAUGUAUAACUAUAUUUUAUGCAAUGUAUGCUCACAUUUCCUU